AUGCGUACCACUGACGAUCGCCGGUCGCAGUCUCCAGCUACUCGUCGAAACGGCACGCUGCAGUCAUGCGAGCCGUGUCGGCGGUCGAAACAGCGUUGCGACCAUGAACGACCCGUUUGCCGUAGAUGCACGGCAAAGAGGAUCACCGAUAAAUGUUUCUACCAUCCAGCCCCGAUGACCCGCCGGAGGGGCUCGGAUCAAACCGGUUCGAAUCCAAGUAUGGCGCCGUCGAGAAGACUGACUAGUCAGCCAACUUCCAAUGCUUCGAGCCCAGGCUCAGGUUCUUUACAUGGCGGGCGUUUAUAUGCGCCCUUAGAGCCGCCAUCUGCACUACCAGGCUACAUGGGCUCCACGAGCUUCACCGCCGUUCUAGCAGAGCAUCGCAACGAGAUUGCAUUUGAGCAAGACGAGAAUGUGGAGUCAUGCCCAGUUUUGGUAGUGGAACCAGAUCGGGUCCAGUCCGGAGCUGAGGUCCUGCUUUUCCUUUAUAAUCUCAAAGACCGGCGCAAGCUUGUUGACAAGUUUUACCUACGGUCAUGGAAUGUGGUUGUACCUAAGAUGGUUGUGGUCGCAAUCAUGGACUCUAUUGACGAGAUCUUUGGCGGUUUCAACACCAACGAUUUGAUGCCCCAACUGCAGAGUCUAGCCACUCAGAUCUUCCAAAAUUCCUCGCGAGCAUUGAAAACGCAUCAGUCUAUGACUAUCAAGGAAUAUUGCAGUUCAUUCACAGGACGCAAUUUUCGUUGGGAAGCACUUGGAAAUAUUUUUACUCUGUGUGGUCAGCAACUAGUGAUCACCCCCGAGAACGACCCUGCAGUUACCGAGGGGGACGAUCCAGGGGCGAAAGAUCGACUAUUAGAGCAAGUCACUGUGGCCAGUACUAUUUGCCUCAACUUUUGUGACCAGGCCUCUGCAGCCAAUGAAAUGCUGGCAUAUCUGCAAUAUAACGAUGUCAUGCUACGAACACAGCUAUACGGAGAUUCGAGCUAUCAAGCAUGGCGUCGACUCGGCGACCUCACAGCUACCAUAUAUGCAGCUGGCCUGCAUGUCGACACCGAAACCUCGGAUGAUUGUCCUUUCUUCCUUCGUCAAUGGCGUCGGUGCUGCUUUACGUCGGCAUUUUACAUGGACAAGAUGAUGGCUACUUUCGUUGGCCGGCCACCCCUAUUGAACUACCGAUAUUGCACAUUAACUCCUCCUUUGGAUCUAAGUGAUGAAGCCCUUGUAGAAGGGGGCGAGGCUCUGAACCAAGCUAUCUCCGAGCUUGACAGCGCAGGAUGGAGUACAAAUGGGAUUCGCCACCGAAUGUCAACGGGACGAAUCCGAUUCCAACUGUCUGUCUUUAGGGAAAGGACACUGGAGAUCGCAUUGGGGUGUCAUGAACCGCGUGAUUUGAUUCAAAAGUGCAAUGAAAUUCGUGAAGGUGUACGUGCAGUGUGGGAGUCUACUCCAGACCACCUCCGGUACGAUCGAAGGGCAAGAGAUGAUUUCCACCACGGAUGGUUGACUCUGGUUUACCUCUAUCUCAACUAUUUGUACACUUGUUUCCUGCUUCAGCGAGCUUUGAUCAAGCACACAAAUACCGGGCAAGAGUCGCUCUGUGACAUCUCACGCCAGGUCCUGAGUAUUGUGAACAGCAUCACUACUAUGCGCAAUCCGAUGGUGGAUCUUGAUCGGCAUUACUCUUGGAUUGCCCUUACAUACGGCGUCCCAAGCUCAGGUGUUCUUCUGCUCGAACUCUUACAUCAGUCUCACAAACCCGGUCCACACAACGUGGUUCUCCCUCGCGCCGAGCUAGUUCGCAACUUGAGCGUGUUCAUCUCGAUGCUUUCUUGGAUUGCGCGACCUGGGCAUGGCAAUUAUCGCACUUGCAAAGAAGCUGAGAAGAACUUGUCUCGCAUCUUGGACCAAGUACUCGAUCCACAACCUGUCCAUCCGGAAAUGGUGCAUGAUGUCACGUCCGAACUAUCCAGCUUCUUGAACUGGUCGAAUUACAACAGCUGGGACUUUAGCUCCGAAUACUUUCCGCUGGCGAAUGGUUUUGCACCAUGA
Messenger RNA from Penicillium cataractarum, 2052 nucleotides. RefSeq names its product putative C6 transcription factor. Gene Ontology annotation, cellular component: nucleus. NCBI's taxonomy places the organism in Eukaryota, Fungi, Ascomycota, Eurotiomycetes, Eurotiales, Aspergillaceae. The transcript has 5 exons. Gene Ontology annotation, biological process: regulation of DNA-templated transcription; DNA-templated transcription. The record is from RefSeq and is a predicted model, not a curated record. The coding region runs from base 1 to 2052 and encodes 683 amino acids. Gene Ontology annotation, molecular function: DNA binding; DNA-binding transcription factor activity, RNA polymerase II-specific; zinc ion binding.